AUGGCUAGCCUGGGGCAGGGUUGGAGGGUGGGGUGGUGGCUGAGUAACUGCUUGUGGCAGUUAGCGCCCUUGUCACCUUGGGUCCAUUCCAUGCUGAGGUCCCAGGGGUGAAGCCUCAGUCCUUUAAUGGCCAGCAUGGCCGAAAAAAACAUGAAGCUGUUUUUGGGAGCAGGGGCGAUGCCAGCUCAGGGGGAGGAAAUCUUCGAAAAGUGGCUGAUCCAGGUCAAUGGGGUCCUGCCAGAUUGGGAUAUGUCUGAAGAAGAGAAGCUCAAGUGCAUGACAAAAACUCUUAGGAGCCGGGAGGUGAUGCAACAUCUCCAGGCAGCCAAUCCCAACUUCGGGGUGGCCAAUUUCUUCUGGGCCAUGAAAUUGGUGUUUGGGGAAUCUGAAAGCAGUACGACAGCCUGUGGCAAAUUUUUUAACACCCUGCAGGUGCAGGGGGAGAAAACUUCGCUUUACAUGAUCUGUUUAGAGGUGCAGCUACCGAAUGCCAAUUAGGCAAGCAUCCUAGCUCCGAAAGAAGCUAACCAGAUGCACCUGUACUAGCUCCUUUCAGGGGCUGAGCUGAACAGGGACCUGUGACUCUGGCUUAAGCAUCUCCUCAGGAUUUAUGCAAAUGAUCAGGAGCAGCUUCCCAAUUUCCUGGAGUUAAUCCAUAUUAGGGAGAAAGAGGAGUGGGCUGACACACCAAAGCAGCCCAGAAAAUCUGAGCCAGUAAUGGAGAGGGCAUCCAGCCCUGGGGCAUUUCAGGGCCCCCAGUCAAUAGUGAGUGGCAGUGUUAACUACUGCAGUGUGACAGAGAUAGAGGAUAGCCUCAAUGAUGACUUAGAUGAAGGCUUAUUCCUAGUGGAACCUAGGGACUCUCCAUUUUAA
Molecule: messenger RNA, 873 nt
Organism: Ochotona princeps (American pika)
Lineage: Eukaryota; Metazoa; Chordata; Mammalia; Lagomorpha; Ochotonidae
Gene: ZCCHC18
Product: zinc finger CCHC-type containing 18
Cellular component (GO): nucleus
Source: RefSeq, a predicted model, not a curated record